GCCAGGACAAAGAGCCUGGAAGCGAAGAGCACGCAAAUGGACGAGGUGCGGCAGUUAAUGUUUCUGACUCUGCGUGCGAGUGCGACGUUCAUCUUCACGAGAGGACCACAGACGCGAUCAAGAGCGGAGUUGCACCUUGGGAAAAAGAAGCUGAGGACCAAAACCGGAGGGCAUGUUAUGAGGAAGAGGCUAGCAGACAUCACGCUGCUGACGCAGGGAAACUGGUAGACGGAAGGGAUCCAAAAGAAAUGGCGCAGCCCGCAGCUGCAUCGCAUCAGACCCCAACGAUACUAUCCGGAGCCAUUUCUGGUAUAACGGCCAUGCUGAAGAGGUUGCGGGUCGGGGAAGAAACACCUGCGAGCGAGGAACGACAGAGGGCGCAAUCGAUGUCAUCUAGCCAGCCCGCGCCACCCGCAGGACAUACACCUAUUGGCACGGAC
Amoebophrya sp. A120 is the source of this 440-nucleotide messenger RNA. The record is from the annotation of a GenBank genome assembly. NCBI's taxonomy places the organism in Eukaryota, Dinophyceae, Syndiniales, Amoebophryaceae.